Messenger RNA from Ilex paraguariensis (yerba mate), 297 nucleotides. The record is from the annotation of a GenBank genome assembly. NCBI's taxonomy places the organism in Eukaryota, Viridiplantae, Streptophyta, Magnoliopsida, Aquifoliales, Aquifoliaceae.
AUGGGGUUAAAAGUGUCUUGUUUUGCACUUUGUCUAGUGGCAGUGGUGGUGGUGGUGCUUGUGAUGGGAGAGGCACGCGUGGCCGUGGCAGUGACUUGCACCCCAACGGAGCUGAGCCCAUGCGCUGAGGCGAUCAAGUCGCCGAAGCCACCGUCUGCUGAAUGUUGCAAAAAGCUGAAGGAGCAGAUUCCUUGCCUUUGUGGGUACAUAAAAGACCCCAACCUCAAGCAGUAUGUCAACUCUCCCAAUGCCCAAAAGGUUGCUAAGUCCUGUGGUGUGAAAGUCCCAACUUGUUAA